This is a messenger RNA of Callorhinus ursinus (northern fur seal), 3410 nucleotides long. RefSeq names its product caspase recruitment domain family member 14 (gene CARD14). NCBI's taxonomy places the organism in Eukaryota, Metazoa, Chordata, Mammalia, Carnivora, Otariidae. Gene Ontology annotation, molecular function: CARD domain binding. The record is from RefSeq and is a predicted model, not a curated record. Gene Ontology annotation, biological process: regulation of apoptotic process. Gene Ontology annotation, cellular component: cytoplasm.
AUGGCGGCGCUGCGCCGCACAGAGUCCACACUGACAGUGCUGGACGAGGACUCGCUGUGGGAGCUGCUGGAGAACCACCGCCACAGGAUCGUGCGCAGCAUCUGCCCCAGCCGCCUCACCCCCUACCUGCGCCAGGCCAAGGUGCUGGACCAGCUGGACGAGGAGGAGGUGCUCCACAGCCCCAGGUUCACCAACACCGUCAUGAGAGUCGGGCACUUGCUGGAUCUGCUGAAGACACGAGGGAAGAACGGAGCCAUUGCCUUCCUGGAGAGCCUGAAGUUCCACAACCCUGACAUCUACACCCAGGUCACGGGGCUGCAGCCCAAGGUGGACUUUGACAACUUCAGUGGGCUCAUGGAGACUUCCAAGCUGACCGAGUGCCUGGCCGGGGCCAUCAGCAGCCUGCAGGAGGAGCUGAGCCAGGAGAAGGGACAGAAGGAAGCCUUGCUACGGCGCUGUCAGCAGCUGCAGGAGCGCCUGGGCCAGGCCGAGGCCCGCGCCCAGAGCCUGGGCCAGAUGGAGGCCGACCACGACCGCAUGAAGCGCGAGGUCAGUGCCCACUUCCACGAGGUGCUGAAGCUCAAGGACGAGAUGCUCAAUCUGUCCCUACACUACAGCAACGCGCUGCAGGAGAGGGAGCUGGCCACCACGCGCUGCCGCAGCCUGCAGGAGGAGCUGUACCUGAUGAAGCAAGAGAUGCAGCGCCACAGGAUGUCUUCCUCCUGUGAGCGGGAACUGCGCGAGCGGUCCCUGCAGAUGACCGGCGGCCUGGAGCCCGGGGACAAGGAGCUGAGCCGCCUGAAGGAAGAGAAUGAGAAACUCCGGUCGCUGACCUUCAGCCUGGCGGAGAAGGACAUCCUGGAGCAGAACCUGGACGAGGCCCUGGAGAGCAAGCAGGAGCUGGUGGACCGCAUCCACUCUCUGAGGGAGCGGGCUGUGGCCGCCGAGAGGCAGCGCAAGCAGUACUGGGAAGAGAAGGAGCAGACCCUGCUCCAGUUCCAGAGGACAAAGGUAGACUGUGACCUCUACAAGGAGAAGGUGAACGCCCUGCAGAGCGAACUGCUGCAGCUACAGAAGGAGCGCGACCAGGCCUACUCCGCCCGGGACGCAGCCCAGAUGGAGAUUUCUCAGAAGCUGACAGAGAAGGAUGCCCUCCGCAGGAAAGUGUUUGAGCUGACAGACCAGGUCUGUGAACUGCGCCAACAGCUCCGCAGGCCAAAGGCCGAGUCCCUGCAGGGGCCUAAGCAGGAAGCCGGCGCCAGGGAGCCCUGUGCGAAGGGAAAGCAGCCGCUGGUGCGCAUGUUCGCCCUCUGCCCGCGGGAUGACAGUGACUCCAGCUGCCCCGGCCCCCCUGAGUCUCAGCUCUGCUCUGACCUGAACGCCACAUCCAACCGUGAGCUGGUGGACAGCUUCCGCUCCAGCAGCCCCGUGCCUCCCAGUCCACAGUCCCUGUAUAAGCGGGCCACAGAGGACUUCCGGGAAGACCCCUGGUCUCUCGGUGGCUUCCCAGAAAUCCUGCAGGUGAACCGGGGACCCUCCCCGGGGGUGAAGGCAGGUGACGCAGACCUGGAUUAUGAGACUGUAGACAGGGCAGACGUUCCUGAGUGUGAGAGCAGCCUGCAGCCGUGCACCGGGGGCCUCACCCUCUCAUCCAGCAGCGUCCCAGUGAGGAGGAGGCUGGCCCGCAAGAUCCUGAGCCAGGUCACCGUGCUGGCCUUCCAGGGGGAUGCGUUGCUGGAGCAGAUCAGCAUCAUUGGUGGCAACCUCACGGGCAUCUUCAUUCACCGGGUCACCCCUGGCUCGGCGGCGGACGAGAUGGCCUUGCGCCCGGGCACCCAGAUCAUGAUGGUGGAUUAUGAGGCAACAGAGCCCUUGUUCAAGGCCACCUUGGAGGACACCACCCUAGAGCAAGCUGUCGGACUUCUCCAGAGGGUCAACGGCUUCUGCUGCCUGUCUGUGAAGGUCAACAUGGAGGGUUAUAAGAAGUUGGUCCAGGACCUGGAGGCCCAAGUGGCUACCUCAGGGGAUUCCUUCUACAUCCGGGUGAACCUGGCCAUGGAGGCACGGGCGGAGGGGGAGCUGCGGGUGCAAUGCAGUGACGUUCUGCACAUCAGCGACACCAUGUUCCAGGGUCGCAGCUGCUGGCACGCCCACCGCUUGGGCCCCUACAGCACGAAGGGCGUCGAGCACGGCACCAUCCCCAACUACGCCCGGGCUCAGCAGCUGCUCAUCGCCCUCAUCCAGGACAUGGCUCAGCAAAGCACCAUCGCCCGCAAGUCAUCCAGGGGACCCCAGAAGCUGGUCCGCAUCGUCAGCGUGGACAGAACCAAGGCCAGCCCUCUGCGCUCAUCCUUCGACGGGGCCCUGUGGGAGCCCAGCAAGCUGGAAGAGUGCUCCACUGCGUGCUUCUGGGCUGAGAGCUGCUUCACCCUGGUGCCCUACACCCUGGUGCACCCCCACAGGCCCAGCCAGCCCCGGCCAGUGAUCUUUGUGCCCAGGGUGGUAGGGAAGAUCCUGAGCGAGAAGCUGUGCCUCCUCCAAGGGUUCAAGAAAUGCCCAGCAGAGUACUUGAGCCAGGAGGAAUAUGAUGCCUCCAGCCAGAGAGGGGACAUCAUCCAGGAGGGGGAGGCAUCUGGUGGCCGCUACUGGGUGACCCGCCGGGCUGUCGAGUCCCUCAUGGAAAAGAACACCCACGCCCUCCUGGACAUCCAGCUGGACAGCAUCUGUGCCCUGCACAGGAUGGAGAUCUUCCCCAUCAUCAUCCACAUCCCCAUCAACGAGAGGGCAGCAAAGAAACUCAAGAAGGCCCUGCAGCGGCACGGCACAUCCGAGGAGCAGCUCCUGGAGGCGGGCAGGCAGGAGGAGGCUGAGCUGGACAAGGCGCCCUGUCUAUACAGCAGCCUGGCCCCCGAAGGCUGGGGUGACCUGGAAGCACUGCUCGGCUGUGUGCGCUGCGCCAUCGGAGACGAGCAGAAGAAGAUCGUGUGGACAGAGCAGAGCCCCCGUUGACGGCCCCGCAGUCCCCUCCAGGGCCUGUGGGGAUCUCUGAGUCCCUGUGAUUUGAGCUCAGAGCCUCGCGGGCACAGCCUUGGGGGUGCUCACCACAUAAGCCCAGCUCUCCGAGCAUCUGUUCCCCUCACUGGGGUCCAACCUUGAACUCCACUCUGUGCAGGUCACAGGUGGGCAUUCGAACCAUCCGCCCACCUUUCUGUGCAAGUCAUCUCCCCCUCCUCCAAGGCUUGGCUGCCAGGGUCUGAACCAGAGGCCCUGAAAACACGUCUGUGGUUUGGCAUCUCCUGCACCCUCCCUCCCACAGCGGAAGGCCCCAGAUGUCUCCAGAAAACCAACUGUCUGACCCAAUUCUUCCCUUUUGCAUUUCAAUGUGCCAAAGGGCUCGUUCCAAAGCCACC